This is a messenger RNA of Ornithodoros turicata, 591 nucleotides long. RefSeq lists its product as uncharacterized. The transcript has a single exon. The record is from RefSeq and is a predicted model, not a curated record. The coding region runs from base 1 to 591 and encodes 196 amino acids. Lineage: Eukaryota; Metazoa; Arthropoda; Arachnida; Ixodida; Argasidae.
AUGUGUACGAAGAAGAGGCAGAAACCUUCUCGCACUGUUCAUCCUCGUCGUAGCGUGAAGUCUAUCACAAGUGUCUUGGCUGUGGGUGACAAAGAAGAGGUCUUCACCUGCAUCAUCGACGGAGUUCCAACUCAACUCCAGGUAGACACAGGCUCAUAUUAUACAAUCCUUGGGAGAAACGCAUGGCUGAAUUUGGGGAAGCCAAAACUCGCCCCGGCGCAUCAGAAACUCAGGGUACUUACCGAUCACAGUAUACCUUUGAAAGGCCAACGUUCGGUGGAGGUAACCGUUGCGGGACAAACCCACCAGCUCCAAGCACUUUUUGCAGAAUUUGAUGGUAUGAGCUUACUUGGCAGAGAGUCGAUCCGCGUGCUGAAGCUAGACCUCUCGGACAUUCUGCGCCAGUACGACGAGCUUUUCGAGGAGGGACUAGGACGGUGCUCGAAGGUCAAGGUCCACCUACAGUUUCAGUCAGAAGCGAGACCGAAAUUUUGCAAAGCCAGGCCUAUUCCGUUUGCGCUUCGUGACGCAGUGGAGAAAGAUCUUCAGAGGCAAGUCAGUAACGGAGUCUUGACGCCAGUGAAAGUGUAG